Messenger RNA from Chinchilla lanigera (long-tailed chinchilla), 3777 nucleotides. RefSeq names its product basic proline-rich protein-like. The record is from RefSeq and is a predicted model, not a curated record. NCBI's taxonomy places the organism in Eukaryota, Metazoa, Chordata, Mammalia, Rodentia, Chinchillidae.
AAUCAGGUCUAGAACACAGUCAAAUCUUUGUCCUUAAAAUUUAUCCCUGAUGUUAGUCUUUGUCUUUAAAAACAAAUAAUCCUGGAAUUUUUCAGUAUGGUAUGCUUUUCUUGAAUAAUUUUUCUAAAAAUUUCUCCUUUAGGACAUAACCAAGAUUGGAACUUGGCCCAGGUUGCCAAGAUUACUUAAAUCCGCUGUCCCCGCCCCCUCCAAGCCUGCCGUGAGUGGCCCUGUGCAGGGUGGCCGCAUCCUUCAGAUAAUGCUAGGCCUCCUUGGAUGUAAGGUGUUAAUCCCGAUCCUAAAUUGACAGCUUCAGGGCAAAAUGCCUCUCUGAACAAAUCCUCUACCAACCUUCACUGGAGAACUGAAACACACAAAACAACCCCCAACUUGAUUUUUUUAUUUUUUAUUUUUUGCCCAUAUGUACACAAAUUCCUUAAAAAAAAAAAAAAUCACAAUCUGGCAAUGAAAAAAUUUAAAAGGUAAAAAGUAUUGAUUCACCCAUAUAAACACAGUGGAGCAAAGGGUGCAUGUAAAAAGGUUAACUGACUUCUCAUUAUGACAUAACACAGGCAUCUUAAGCAAUCCCUAGUGUGUAGAGACAUGAUAACUCCCUGGGUGGGGAUUCGGAGUUUAGGGGCAGGGACCACGGCCUGGUCUAGGCUACUGAUCUACCAGAAAACAGCCUGAAACAGGAAAGAGCACACAUAUGCCACUUGGAAUGUAUGACGCAAACCCCAGCCUUGAAACAAAGAACAGGAAACAGCUCUGCUGGCUGUGCUGGAGAGAAAGCACAGAGAAACAUUUAGUCGGCCCUCCCUGACCCUAUAUUCAUGAGCAGCUGGAGUUUUUAAAGACAACAACAGGGGGUGGAGGUGUUUGUUCUUUGGGUGUGAAUAAUAACACCAGCUUUAUACGGGGGAACCUGCCCUAUUUACAAAUAGGAGCUGCCACAUACAGUAAACAUCCUAAGUGCACAUGUGAUUUUAUCAUAUGUGAGCUGCAGAGACCUUCCAAAUUAACACCAGCUCCCUCCCGAUUUCUUUUGUCUCUUUGGUCCCAUCCCAGUGGCUAAUCCCCAGCUCUGACCAAAUUCUGGGUUACGGUAAUGAUUAUCAUUUAGUUUGAGCGCAUCACAAGGAAAAUCAAGAUACAGCAUUGCUGUUAAGAAUUCAGAUUAUAACUGGGUUUCCCCAUCUAACUGAAACUGGACCAGUUGUAAGCAUCCCUCAGUCACAGAACUAAAUUCCAAGACACAGGCUGUGGGCCAUUUAGUCACCCCAAAUCGUCACUGUCUUCUUCCAAAUGUGGCUAUAGACAGAGCUGCAGCUCCUGUUAGGUGCAUACACAUCUAGAGAAUCCACCUCUUGAGAAUAUGAUCAUCACCGACAGUUCAUUUCAUCCAACACUGUCGUGCAGGCUGAGAACCAGAACACCGACUUUUACCAGAUAUUCCAAAACAUCUAUUUUCCUUUAGGUAUGAUAAAGUCCAUUUAUGGUCUCAUUUCCAUCUCAUUAUUUACUUUCUUGGCCAGGACGAUUUAACUCAGGUUUCUAUUAUCAGGCGUUUAAGGACUGGUGUGUAGAUCUUUCAAGUAAAAAAAUAAAAAAUAAAAAGGCAUUACUGUGCCAUGGCAACAAGAUUGGGUUUAAUUUAGAACUUUUGCAGUGAAGAAAAAACAAUAGCUUUCUCCAAAAGCUAUGCUGUUGCUUUAAAUCCGACAAGGUUUUGCGGUCUAAGCACCUACUUUUCUUUGUUAUUCUCACACUGCACCUCUUACACUUGUGUUCUCCUUCAAGCAAGCCAGUGUUUUUUACAGCACACCGUCACUUACUUAACCAGUAACACAUUAGCCUUUUUUCUUCUUGUAGUCCUACAGCAAACUCCACUGACCAGAAACUGAGAAAGCAGUUUCUCUCGGGAGUUUAAAUUAAUCAAACAUUUUACUCCAGGUUUCCAUUAACAGCCAUAGGUCAACUAACACACCUCCGGCUUCAAACCCAAGAAAUCACUCUUUCCUUAAACAAUACCAUGAAGCUGCAAAAUUCUGGAAAUGUUCAUUUUCCCGGAUUGUUUUUUCCCCUAAAAACAAGGCUUCCCCAGGUUGAGGCAGGUUAUCAGCCAGACUGUGUCCUCCUAUAAAUAUGCUCCUCAAAUUGGUACAACACUCGGAAAAAGCACAAAAAUGCAGUGCGGAAAAACCUAUAGUGCACAGCUGGCCUAUGCCCCACUUGUUUUUGCUUAAUAAUUAGACACGAAAUUGAAAUGCAGUCAGAAUACCACUCCAUACUCCCCCCAUUUACCAGGCUCUCGUGGGAGUAUAAUAAAUAUAUUUAAAGUGUCUUGGUUGAUAUUAAUGGAAAAUAUAAAGUCCAAGUCGGUAAAAAAAAAAAAAAUUCAGCGAUUCAGUGUAGAACGUUUAUUUUGGUGACAUACAAGAAGGCGAGAAUUUCCAAUAAACCUUUAACCCGACUUAAAAAAAAAAAAAGUCACUCAGAUUCUUUAUCCAAUACUGUACACUGCUGCAAAAUUCAAAGCAAAAAUAAGUGUCUCUCCCUGUUAUCUGCCAAAGAAAUGGAUAUGACAAUUCCAGGUCUUAUCUACCAUCUCUAAGAUAACCACUCUGAAAUGUUCGGUAGGUCCCGUGGGUCCUGGUCCAAGGAUCAGUCCCCGGGUCCCCAUCAGGCUCGGGUCCCUAGCGCCGCAGGCUCUGUGACCAAGACACUGUCUGCCUCCAGUCCCGCCGCAAUCCUCGCCCCAGGCACUGCGGCAGGUUCUCUCCGUGCCCCCAGGACUCUCCAAACCCGGCCGGCUUUCUUCCACUGCCCGGAGAGGCCAGCAGCCCUGGCAGCUCCCAGGCUCCAGGACCCACACGGGGAUGCUCCUCCACUCCCAACAGCCCCAAGUUUCUUCCCAGAGGGCCGGCUGGCUGCUCCAAGUUUGCCGAGCCGGCGAGCGGCCGCGCACCCCGUCCUGGGAGGGGGGUGGCUGGCGGGCGGGGGGCGGGGUGGGGUAGGACGCGGGAGCCCGGGCUGUGGGGGGGCAGCAGAGGGAGGAGCAGGAGCGCGCGGCCUCGGUGCUACCUUUCUCUUUGCAACGCUGCCACACGCGGAGAGCACCGAGGUUGCUGGGGCUCUGGAGGGAGUCGCGGGCGGGUGGGCGCGGGCGCGGGCGCGGGCACAGACCGGGGACCACACAGGUGAGCCCGCCCGCGCCCUCCCCGCGGCCUCGGUCCCGCGAGGUGUCCCGCAUCCCACACGCUCCGGGCCGGGCCCGAGCGCGACCCGGCCGGGAGAGGAGGCGCGGCGCUGGCUCCCUGAGGGCUGAGCCGGGACGGUCCCAGUGUCCCCCCGGGGCCGGUGUCUUUGUGCCCGGGGCGACAGGUCCCCCUAGGCGGCGACCCCGCCAGGCGGCGGGUGGCCCGGGCGGCGCCCUCAGACUUCGCCUGGAAAUCCUGGAGCCCCCCGAGGCGCGCACCUCCCGCGGGCCGGCAGCCGGAGAAUGAAAACUUGGCAAACUUCGGGCCCGGCUUCCUGCUCGGAGCGAGCGCUCGCGCCGGCCGAGGGCUGGGCCCGGCGACCUUUCGUUUCCUGUCCCUUCCCGGGAUGGAGCGAGCGCGAGCGCAGUGGCCUUCGCGCGCCAGGCCCCUCCGAUAGAGGACUUUGUCUAACUCGGUGCGAGAGUUUAGUGUCCCCCCUCCCACAGCUGCUUCUUAAAUGGUAUAAAUGUAAUAAGGAGUGCAAUAAAAAAAGGACAAAUCGGUUCAAUUAUUUUAA